UUUUUUGGUUUUCUAUUCGAUGUCUGCUAACCACAUUGGAGUAGACUAAAUCCGAUUCGAUAUUUAUAUUCUAAUAAUAGCUUUAACCUGAAAAAUGUUGAGGAUUUUAGUAAAAGAAGGUUCCACUAUUUCCAUAUUGAAUUUCCAUCAGAAGCGUACUCUUGUCAAUGUAAAGCUUAAAUGGGUUAAAGAUAGUGUCUUGGAUUCUGUGGUAGCUGGAGGUACACAACUCAAGGCUGGAACUACACUAGUUUCCAUCAUUGCCUCACAAUCCACUUCUGGUAUUCCUAUUUACCAUCUCCAAAGAAAGCAUAGGCAGCUUGGACUCCCUCAUGACUUGAAAGUUUCCACUUUCCUUAGGCGAUACCCGAAUAUUUUUCAGGAGUUUUUUUGUAGUGAUAGUGCUGGUACUCCUGUUCCGUGGUUCAAAUUAACUCCUGAGACUUUAGAAUUUCAUCAUGAGCAAGUUGACGUUUUCCGCCAGUGCAGUACAGAUAUUGUUAAUAGGUUGAGAAAGGUUUUGAUGAUGACCAAUAAGAGGAUGCUUCCUCUUCAGACAAUUGAUCAGCUAAAAUGGGAUUUAGGCUUGCCACAUGAUUGUGCUAGUUCAUUGAUUAUAAAAUAUCCUAAGCUGUUUAGUUUGGUGGACCUUCCUGAUGGUCGUGUCGGUCUGAGGCUUUUAGCAUGGGAUCACAAAUUAGCUGUUUCCCAUUUGGAGGCGAAUUCUGCAAAGGAAAAUGGGACCUUGAUGUUUCCUACUGGAUUUACCAGGGGUUUUGGGUUAAAGAGAAAAUGUAUGAAAUGGUUGGAGGAAUGGCAAAAACUGCCUUAUACUUCUCCUUAUGUAGAUGCUUCUCAUUUGGACCCAAGGACAGAUGUGUCAGAGAAGAGGAUAGUUGGAGUCUUUCAUGAGCUUUUGAACCUCACCUUACAAAAGAAAACAGAGAGGAACAAUGUUAGCAAUCUUCGUAAGCCAUUGGAAUUGCCUCAGAAGUUCACAAAGGUCUUUGAGCGGCAUCCAGGGAUUUUUUACAUUUCUAUGAAGGGUGACACGCAGACAAUCGUCCUUAGAGAGGCUUAUGAGCGCAAUCAACUGAUUGAGAAGCAUCCCCUUGUUCAUAUAAGGGAGAAAUUCGCAAACAUGAUGAAACAAGGUUUUCUAGAUCGUAGUAGAGGGCUAUAUAAAGACAAUAACCAAGGUCCAGAAGAAGAGGAGUCACUGACAAGUAGUUUUGUUGGUGAGACCUGUGGAACUAGAUAUUACUCUGAUAUAGUCUCAGAUUCAGGUAUGGGUUUAGAACAUGAAGCAAAGAAGAUAAAGGUCCUUCAAGAAUGUUGAAGUUAUAAGCUGAGAGGUGAUUGGACUGACUACUUGAGGCUCUUAGAAACAUGUGGAAGUAGUUUGCAUAUGCUCUUAGUAUAUGAAAGAAGUAAUGUUGAAGAUAAAAGCUGAGAGGUGAUUAGCUGUAACUUUGAGAUUCUCAUUCUUCAUCUAAAUUUGCGGAGAAGUUCUUCAUAAUGUUGAGGAAGUUCUCCCCAAUCUUUGCUUAUGAUCUGGUCCUUAUCUUAGUUACUCGUAGCAAAUCAAAUAAGACAGCCAUUUUAUUCCAAGAAGAGAGGGAAUUAACUAAUGUGAUUGAAAGAUGAGCUGAGAGUGUGAAUUACUCCCUUCAUGGCAUUAUUUCAGAGAACCACCCCUUUAGUAUGUCUCAAUGAGUAUUAUUGAUGGACUUCUGUUCUGUAAGAAGUAUUCAGCUGGAACUCUCGCAGCAGCUGACUCUGUGGUGUCACCUAAAUGUGAUGCAAUCCAAGGCGAGCACAACCAGAGACAACUUCAUUAUCAACUAUCUCAGUAAGGCCCUAUUUUGCCUGAUGAUAUGAAAGUAAAAGUGAAGACGGGGAAAAAGGUGAUGAACCCCUAAGUCUUGUUUCAGGGGCUUCUUCAAAUCAUACCAACCGGAGAAGCUUCAGUCCCUCUUGGCUUCUUUGCACCAUUGCUGAUACUCGUAGCCUGUUUCCCAUUGUUAUAUUUUUUUUACAAAAAGAGAAAAAGAGGCCUCAACUUAUGCACUGGGUUACAUGUGUGAAGAAGAUAUGAAAGGAAACAACCACCUGUUUGUGGACUAAGGUGGCUUUGGAGCUUUGGGACAUGUUUGGACUUGUUCAAUAUUAAAGUAAUGAUAUCAAAUUCAGCCAAGUAGUUACUGUUAAUAUCGGAAAAACAUGGGCGUCACAAAGGAGAAGGAAAUCUUUGAUAUCUUUAUGACAAGGAAGGCAGAAUGUAUAUAGUUGUGUAAAUCUGAUAAAAGUUCAGUAGGACACUUUUAAAAUAUGGUGAACAGAAGUAGAGUGAAACUUUUCUGUCGACAUAUAUGGUAGUAUUUG
This is a messenger RNA of Solanum stenotomum, 2385 nucleotides long. RefSeq names its product protein WHAT'S THIS FACTOR 9, mitochondrial. The transcript is spliced from 4 exons. Gene Ontology annotation, molecular function: RNA binding. NCBI's taxonomy places the organism in Eukaryota, Viridiplantae, Streptophyta, Magnoliopsida, Solanales, Solanaceae. The record is from RefSeq and is a predicted model, not a curated record. The coding region runs from base 95 to 1339 and encodes 414 amino acids.